Messenger RNA from Scophthalmus maximus (turbot), 4250 nucleotides. RefSeq names its product DENN/MADD domain containing 1A (gene dennd1a). Gene Ontology annotation, cellular component: clathrin-coated vesicle; cytosol. Gene Ontology annotation, molecular function: phosphatidylinositol phosphate binding; guanyl-nucleotide exchange factor activity. The transcript has 23 exons. Lineage: Eukaryota; Metazoa; Chordata; Actinopteri; Pleuronectiformes; Scophthalmidae. The record is from RefSeq and is a predicted model, not a curated record. Gene Ontology annotation, biological process: endocytic recycling; endocytosis. The coding region runs from base 162 to 3185 and encodes 1007 amino acids.
AGGCAGAGCGUGACCCGCGCGUGUGUGGACGGGUCCGCGCUGGUGAUGUGCCGUUAGAUGUGACAAGCUAGGAGCGGACGAAACAUCUCGGGACGGACGCGUCUGCGCAUCGGUAUCCGCUGCUGCUGCUGCCGCCGGCGGCGGGGACACACGGAGGAGACAUGGGGUCCCGCAUCAAGGAGAGCCCCGAGUCGACCUUCGAAGUGUACCUGGAGGUCGCCCAUCCAGGCACGCAAGGCUCAGGGCCUGAAGUGCAACGGCAGUUCCCUGAGGUCUACGCAGACCAGGAAACUCUCCAGACUGUUCCCAAGUUCUGCUUCCCCUUCAGCAUGAACAGCAGCCCAACAGUCAACCAGGUUGGACAGAACUUCACAUUUGUGUUGACUGACAUUGAAAGCAAACAGAGAUUUGGAUUCUGUCGACUGUCCUCAGGUGCACACACAUGCUACUGCAUUCUCAGCUACUUGCCCUGGUUUGAAGUCUUCUACAAGCUACUUAAUAUCCUGGCAGAUUACACUAUCAAAGGCCAGGAAAGCCAAUGGCAAGAGCUCCUGGUGUCACUACAUGUGCUCCCCAUACCUGAGCCAGGGGUCCCUGUUCAUCUGGGUGUGCAUUCCUUCUUCACUGUGCCUGACACGAGGGAACUCCCCAGCAUACCCGAGAACAGAAACCUUACUGAGUACUUUGUAGCAGUAGAUGUCAAUAACAUGCUUCAUCUGUAUGCUAGUAUGCUUUACGAACGCCGAGUCCUCAUCUGCUGUAGCAAACUAAGCACUUUAACAGCGUGUGUCCAUGGGUCUGCGGCCAUGCUAUAUCCAAUGCACUGGCAACACGUUUACAUACCUGUUCUGCCUCAACAUCUCCUCGACUACUGCUGUGCCCCAAUGCCCUACCUCAUCGGAGUACAUUCCAGCCUGAUGGAGAAAGUUCGAGGGUUGGCUCUGGAUGACGUGGUGGUCCUGAAUGUUGACACAAACACCCUGGACUCCCCCUAUAAUGACCUGGAGAAUCUGCCCAAUGAUGUGGUUUCAUCUUUAAAGAGUCGUUUGAAGAAGGUUUCAACAACAACGGGGGACGGUGUGGCUCGAGCCUUCCUCAAAAGUCAGGCGGCGCUGUUCGGCAGCUACAGGAACGCUCUGCAGAUUGACUUGGGAGAGCCAAUAACAUUUAAUGAAGAAACCUUUGUGAAUCAUCGUUCCAGUGCCAUGAGACAGUUCCUUCAGAAUGCAAUUCAACUGCAGCUCUUCAAACAGUUCAUUGAUGGUCGUCUGGACCUGUUGAACUCAGGAGAAGGUUUCAGUGACAUCUUUGAGGAGGAGAUCAACAUGGGCGAAUACGCAGGCAGUGACAAGACUUACCACCAGUGGCUGUUCACUGUAAAGAGAGGGGGUGGGGCAAUUUUCAACACAGUGAAGACAAAGGCGAACCCAGCCAUGAAGACUGCGUACAAGUUUGCUAAGGACCAUGCAAAAAUGCGUAUAAAGGAAGUGAAGAGCCGACUAAAGCAGAAGGAGCAGGCAGAAAAUGGCUUCUCUACAGGAGGGCCAGCGGUCAUCAGUGAUGACAGCACAGCAGUUGUUACCUCCUCCACCAGUGCAGUCACGAGGGAGGGGCCACUGGGAACCUGGGAAGACCACAGGCCAAUCACCAUGCACUUUGGACAGGUACGGCCACCGAUGUUGUUGAAGAGACCAAACAGCAAUGCGAGCUUGGAAACCAGUGUUGACCACUCUGUCCGUCCUACCCGUCACUACACCGUCUUUCUCUCUGAAGAUUCUUCCGGAGACGAGCUCCAGUACGACAGUGACUCCGUCUCUGGGUGUCCCGACAGCUUUCUCUUCUCCGUCCCUUUCGAGUGGACGCCGCUGCCACAGCCGUACCACUCCCUGAAGGAGGCCGAGUUGAUGGAAGGGGAUGAUCCUAAUGUUGGGACAGAGAGCCACACUGCCCCUCCCAGCCCCGUCAACGAGAAGUUCUCCAACGUCAACUUGCUCGGUGACAUCUUCGGCUGCCAGGACGAGCCCGACAGCCAACCAAUGACCUUGGCUAAAAGCCUCGAGGACCUGAGGACUACCAGAGACCCUGGGGAGCUACAAGCCAAGUUUACCUACCAGCGGAUGGACCUGAGUGUUGGUGAUCACUCCAGAACUUUUCCAGGACUCAAACUCUCCAACCCUUAUAAUAAGCUGUGGAGUAAAGGGCAGGAUGAAACAGCCGUGCCCGUCUGUGCGCCUCCUACCUGUGACAUGUGUCCAUCUGUACAACUUCCGGCGCAGACAGAAGCCCACUCCCCAAACCCUGAAUGCUCUGGCCUGGGUCUGGACCCUUUGGAGCUCUCCACCCCCGGCUACAUCACCAUUCCACGUCCCCACGGAAGAAAGACGCCUGAGCUUGGUUCUGUCCUCGCGCCCCCGGUGGCUCAGUCCCGCUCUAAAGCUGCGGUGACUGGUGAGGGAAGGACUACAUCAGGGGGUCAAGAGUUCAGGCAAGCAUUGAGCAUGACCGCAGAUGGAGAGCUGCUGAAGCCCACCAAGGUAGCUGAGGACAUUACAGACCUUCUAAGCCUUCUUGACCCCCUGAACAGCUCAGCACAGACCAGUUCCACUUCACUAAAUGAUGGGGUGGAUAUUGGCAUGUUGCCAUCGUCCUGCAAACCAACCCCACCACACAGGUCCUACCCACAGGGCCUGCCUCCUUUCCCAGUGCAUCCUCACAUGUCACUUAACCCUUUCGCCAAAUCUCUGCAACACACAUCCCCUCAGAUGCACUACUCACUGACUGUGAGGGGGAAUCCCUUCAGUGCCGUCUGUGCGCCCCCACCAGGCUCCUUCCUACACACCGCCCACCAGCCACAGUCCUUCCCCGCACUGCCGGGCCUCUACAGACAGCAUUCGCCAGGAGCUUCAACUCUGCCACGCAGCUUCGGACUGCUCCAGUCAGCCUUCCCUUCCCCGGACACCUCCCUGCCUCACUCCUCCGCCAGCAAUCACGCCCUUUCGAGCCUCGCAGACUCCAUGUCUUGUCCCGGCUCAGCUGUGAACAUGCUGGCGAAGCCGCUGUGUGCAGAGGGAGACGCUCAGAAGACUCUGGACCCUUUCGGGGACCUGCUGACUAUGGCGAAGCCAGCGACACCUCAGAAAAAGAAGGUGGAGGACCUUCGGCGGAGGUGGGAAACGUUUGACUAAAACCUUUUCAUUCGGUGUUGAGGUGUCCUCUCUGUCACUACGUCACCUCCCUCACAUUUUAUCAGGACCUUCUUUUGCAGUUACUGACAUGUUGGCUAUAAAACACUCUGCUUACUCAUCAUAAUAGAUCCAUCAUAGUUAAACCUGACAUGAAACACUGCUCAGGAAUACAACUCCUAAUGCUCUGUUCUAAUAUGAAUGUUUUUUGUAUGCAUUCUGAAUGAAAACUAGUAGAUGAGAAUAUUCGCCGAUCAGCCACAACAAUAUGGCCGCCUGCCUAAUAUUGUGUAGGGCUGUUACCAUCGCGGCAUAGACCCCUCAUGACCCCUGAAGGUGGUGCUCUGUUAUCUGGCACCAACACGUUAGCAGCAGGUCCUGAGGUGGGGUCUCCAUGGAUCGGACUGGUUCGUCCAGCACGUCCCACAGAUGCUCGGUUGGCUUGAAAUCCGGGGGAUUUAGAUGCCAAGUCGACACGUUGGACAUGUUUGCUCAAACCGUUCCGGUAGGGAGGCAACUAAUGCUUUUUUCAUCAUCGAUUAAUCUGUCGAUUAUUUUCUAGAUUAAUCCAUUAGUCGUUUGGUCCAUAACAUGAUGAAAAUGUCGAUCGUGUUUCCCAAAACUCCAAGGUGAUGUUUUGUUUUGUCCACACACCAAAGAUAUUUAGUUUACUGUCACAGAGGAGCAAAGAAACCAGAACAUAUUCACAUUUCAAGAAGCUGAAAUCCCUGAAAAGUACUUGAACCUUUAAUCGAUUAUCAAAAAAGUUGCUGAUUAAUUUAGUGAUCAAUGACUAAUCGAUUAACUGUUUCAGCUCUACAUUCCGGUCUGCGGCUGCCUGACACAUCCCCCCCACCGGUCAGUGAUCACAGUGUUGUGGCUGAUUUCAGGUUGUCACUUGAAUAAUCAGAAAACAUUUGGUCAUGGAUUGGUGAAUGUCAGAGAUUGUAAAUACAAGAUUUAUUAUCAUCAAUAGCUGAAAUGAGUUAGGAAACAUGAACCGAUGAACUCAAGCUCACGUCAAAGGUUGUGGUUGUGUGUGUGUGUGUGUGGGUGUGGGUGGGUGGG